UCUCUAUCAAUUAUUUUUCAAGAGUUUUGGUUAAUGUUUAAUUAUAUUUGCAGUCAAUCGGUUUGCAGUUUUACUUUCGCCCGUUAAAUAAUUUUCUAUUUCAAGAUAUUGGAUACAAAUAUGCGUCUUUUUGGGAAAGUAACACAUUUUCUGCAUAUCUCCCGGUGUCUGAGCUAUCACGCGCCAAUCUGUAGACCCCAUCGUCUGCUCCAUGGCAGCUGCAAGCAAUGGAAGAAAAUCUGCUCGAACUGCGUCUGUUGGCAACCGCCGCAGUUGGUGGAAUUCCUGCCAUCUGUGCCAACAAUGAUACACGUCCAUUUAUAUUCCCAACGGACGCCGGGCGUCUUCAGUCCGAACACCAAUGUGGAUAUGCUGCGCAAAAGGAUCAGCUUUAGCGGAACGCCAAGCGAGGCCGCCGAUGGGGCACCAAAUGUUGUGCCCGUUGGCAUUAUCAUACCCGAGGCCAAAGAUGGCAAGCAACUGAAGAUUGUGAUUGUACCAUUGGACUUGGCCAAUCAGGAUAUCGAGAGCUUGAGGAACACGCUGGAGGCGCUUAAUCAGCUGCGCAUGCACGCCAAUGAGAUCGACGCCUUUACCAACAGCAUGAUCGAGGACUUUAACCAGGAAAGCAAAGAAGAGACUCCUGCUAUCGAGGAGCAGCCAGUCAGCAAGGAGAAAUUGAACUUCUUCGAGGGCUAUGUGAAGGGCAUCGAUGCUGUAGGCUCUUCGGCCGCCAGUAAAAAUGCAUCGGAGCAGCAAGAUAUGCAGGCGGCUACCGCGGCUCUAAGCAACGUGGCCACCGAUGUGGAGGUAACACCAAUAGCGCCUAGCGUGCCAUUUACUCCGAGCACACCGAAUGCACCAAGCACAACGCCCAGCACUUCACCCGGUACAAUGCCACAGCCGAUGCCCAAUGUUAUACCCUUGGGUGAUCCAAAGGAAACGCAGAUCUGUGCCAGCGCACAGCCAGAGGUAGAUGAAACGGUCGCCAGUGUAGAGCCCCAUGUGGAUCAAAUCAGCAUUGAGGUGCCAGACAGCCUGGGCCAGCGUCUUAACGAAAUGGCCAUUGCAUCCAUGCAUUUGUCCUUUGAAAUGGACAUGUCCAACGUGCGCGAUGCCAUAAUGAAUGGCGACGCACCCGAAAAAACGGAGGCCACAUUGGGCAACGAUGCGAUGGUCUUUCUAGAAACCAAAGUAGAAGCAGAUCCAGAAAACGCACCACUGAAUACGGUACCACUGCGCUUCAAUGCCCUGAUCAAAGGCACGGUUCAAAUUGAUGCGGACAAGCUCAAUCCAGAUCAACUGACCGAAGCACUGUUGCCAGAAUACAAUGAUGCAGUCACCUCCAUUGCCGCCAGCGUAUGCAGCACGGCGCUACAGAGUGGAUUUUCCUCCGACAACGCUGCCGAACAGCAGCCAGAGACGGCAGAGUCGAUGCCGAUGCCGACUCCCAAGGCCAAGACUGCGGCAAAUGCUCGCAUGGCAAUGAAACGCAAUCAGGCGAUGAAGCGCAUGAAGCAGCAUCAUCACCGUCCCAGAAUGAGUACAGUGCCUGUGCCGGAUGUUCAGAGCCCGUACUUAAAGGAUGGAUGCAAAUAUCCUGUUAUCAAGCCAAAAAAGAAGUGCCCCAAGAAGUGCCCGCUACUCGAUGACCCCUGCAAGGAAGAUCCGUGCAAGCGUCCACAGGAACCGAAAAAAAAGACGCAAAAGAAGAAAGCGCUUCGGACCGUCGAAAUAACUGCCAAGAGUUCCGGUGACAAAAAAGAUAGCAGUGCCAAUAAAUGUGCUAGUGACAAGAAAGAUCCCUGUGCCAAGAAUGGUGCCGGCGGCAAGAAGGGAGGUGAAAAAAAAGAUCCUUGCGCUAAAAAAGACGAUAAAAAGGAUAAAUGUGCUAAAGAGGACCCAUGCAAAAAGAAGGAUCCAUGCGCUAAAAAGGACGAUAAAAAGGAUAAAUGUGCUAAAGAGGACCCAUGCAAAAAGAAGGAUCCAUGCGCUAAAAAGGACGAUAAAAAGGAUAAAUGUGCUAAAGAGGACCCAUGCAAAAAGAAGGAUCCUUGCGCUAAAAAGGACGAUAAAAAGGAUAAAUGUGCUAAGGACGACAAAAAGGGUAAAGAUGAUAAGAAGAAGGACCCAUGCGCAAAGUUUAAGAAGGGCGGCAACGGAGAUAAGAAGAAAGAUCCUUGCGCCAAAAAAGACGAUAAAAAGGAUAAGUGCGCCAAAAAAGACGAUAAGAAGGAUAAGUGCGCCAAAAAAGACGAUAAGAAGGAUAAGUGCGCCAAAAAAGACGAUAAAAAGGAUAAGUGCGCCAAAAAAGACGAUAAAAAGGAUGAUCCAUGCAAAAAGAAGGAUCCUUGUGCCAAAAAUGGAGGUGAUAAAAAGGGAGGCAAAGGCGACAAGAAGAAAGACCCUUGCGCCAAGUUUAAAAAGGGCGAUAAAAAGAAAGUUUCUUGCGCAAGUAAAGACAAAAAGGAUAAAUGUCCCAAAGAGGAUCCUUGCAAAAAGAAAUAUUCCACAUUUAGUAGCCCCGUCUCAAAAUUCUAUCAUUCCAACAGCUCGCAUAUACCCUUCAUCCGCAACCCCAACCGUUUCAUGUCAACAGCCAUAUUUAACCAUAGUCCCCAAGUGUUCUCAGAGAAGAGUAGUUCAAAUUUAAUGCAUAAUCUGAGGACCUACACCACGGUGUGCCACUACAGUGCUCUACCAGCUGAGCAAAAAAUGAAUUCCUCUUGCCCCCUAAACGAGAGCAACUACCUCAAGUCGCCCGCGAAAUUCUCGGUCUACUCGACUCUUGUGCGCCGGCAUUACGGCGGCAUGCCCACCAUCACACAGAUGGGCGCCUGGGGCAUCAGAUCGUUGAAUGUGCGUCAACUAAUCCAGCGUGGCUAUAGUAAGAAGUCCAAGAAGGGUAAGGAGUUAAAGGCGGGCGAUAGCAAAUGUGCAGCUCUGGCUGACAAGCCCAGCAUAAAGAAACGCAAGCACAUUAAGGCGCGUACGGGUCUGCGUACAGAUUGCUAUGAGAAGUUUGGAACAGAAUGUCCAAAGGUAUUCUGUACUGGCAAAUGUGACGAAGUUAAGUUUCCGCGCAAAAAAUGCGACAAAUCGGAAAAGAAGCCAAGAACCGUGGUGCCCAAGAAACCAAAGAAGCAGCUGCCCCCCAUAUGCAUGGUAAAUAAAGAGAAGGACAAAAAAGAUAAAGAAAGAAAUAAGCUCCUUACCACGGGCUCUUUCACUAUUAACCAAAUGCGCAUGCACAGCAAUUCAGCGCACAGCAAAAGGGGCUACAACUCGCAGAUCAAUAAGGCAGCAUUGAAAAUGUGUCCAUCCGAUGAGGAAUUGCCAGACUCUGUGAUUGAGGUCAUACGCAUACCCGCAUCGUAUCAAAUAUGUAAAGAGCACCUGCCGAGACCGGAGCUAAAACCAUUCGAUGUCCUUAUUAGCACUGGCUCGAUAGCACUCACUGGAUCGGAUAUACAUGUAUAUGAGAAUGCAAAUCGGGAUCUGGAGGGCAUGACCUUGGGUCACGAUGCCACCGGCUUUGUGGAGCAGGUUGGUAGCUGUGUUCAACAUUUACAUGUAGGUGAUCGUGUCGUCAUGGAAUCGGCGCUGUCCUGUGGCGUUUGUGAUUAUUGCAAACGGGGCUUGUAUAACAUCUGCGCCGAUCUGGUAUACAACGGUUUCUUGGCUACCCAUCAGUCGCAUCCGGCUGAUCUAUGUCAUAGACUGCCCGAUAAUAUUAGCAUGGAAGAAGGCACACUCACCCAAACGCUGGCAAUGGGCUGUCAGGCAUGCUUCAAGGCCAACAUCUCGCCCACAAGCAACGUAUUGAUCAUUGGCUCCACCCCCACAGCAGUUGCGGCGGCGAUGUGUGCGUCGGCAAUUGGCGCCCGAAAAGUGACCAUUGCUGGGACCAUGAGCUCCUCACUGGAAAUGAUAAGAAAGGAAUUUGGCUUCAAUAUAAUACACUUUGAUACGAAUGCACUUUUCGGUGAGGUGCUCGAAGCAGUGUACAGCAAAUUCCAAGAAUGGCCCAAUUGUGCCAUCAACUGCGCCAUCACGCCGAUGACCAUGAAUUUGACCGUGAUGGCAUUGCAACCAUGUGGUAUCUGUGUACUAGCCGAAUGCGAAUCCGAAUGUGCCAGUUUCAAUGCUCUCGACAUACUCAUGAAGAACAUACGCCUAAUACCAAGCUUUCGUUCCGCCAAUAUGUAUCCAACGGCCUUGCAACUUAUGAAAUCUGGUCGCGCACCAAUGCAUAAAUUCAUUGCCAAAACGUUUUCAUGGAGCAUGAUAGAGGAUGCGUUUAAAAGUGCACAGCAUGAGUCGAACGUUGGCUUGCGAAAAAUUAUCGUUAAUAAUAUAGAAGAAACUAACAUCGGGGGACUGUUCAAAAAAAACUAAAAUCAAUUUCAAAGACCAAUUGAUCGAUAAUAAAAAUUUUUUGUUCUCUUAAGGUAAUGCUGUACAUAAAGACCAAAUGGCGGUGUAAUAAAAAAUAAUACAUUUGAUA
This is a messenger RNA of Drosophila novamexicana, 4507 nucleotides long. RefSeq lists its product as uncharacterized. Gene Ontology annotation, molecular function: L-iditol 2-dehydrogenase (NAD+) activity. Gene Ontology annotation, biological process: D-sorbitol catabolic process. Bases 121 to 4398 code for a protein of 1425 amino acids. The transcript is spliced from 5 exons. Lineage: Eukaryota; Metazoa; Arthropoda; Insecta; Diptera; Drosophilidae. The record is from RefSeq and is a predicted model, not a curated record.